Nomascus leucogenys (northern white-cheeked gibbon) is the source of this 3982-nucleotide messenger RNA. It is a transcript of the gene PLEKHA1, whose product is annotated as pleckstrin homology domain containing A1. Gene Ontology annotation, molecular function: PDZ domain binding. Lineage: Eukaryota; Metazoa; Chordata; Mammalia; Primates; Hylobatidae. The record is from RefSeq and is a predicted model, not a curated record. Gene Ontology annotation, cellular component: membrane; cytoplasm. The transcript is spliced from 13 exons. Bases 196 to 1200 code for a protein of 334 amino acids.
GUCUCUGCGGGCUGGGAGCGCCCGCUCCGGAAUCUCAGCCGCCGUCUGAGGGCUGAGGCAGCGUGGGGACGCGUGCGCAGUGCGCGGGCUGGCCGUCGUGGACGCCGCUCCGGGCAGCCGAGCCUCUGUGGGAGCCGGGGCCGCGGCGGCGCGGGUGCUCCGGGCCGAGGCCGCGUGUAAUGUUCAAGCUCAGAAAUGCCUUAUGUGGAUCGUCAGAAUCGCAUUUGUGGUUUUCUAGACAUUGAAGAAAAUGAAAACAGUGGGAAAUUUCUUCGAAGGUACUUCAUACUGGAUACCAGAGAAGAUAGUUUCGUGUGGUACAUGGAUAAUCCACAGAACCUACCUUCUGGAUCAUCACGUGUUGGAGCCAUUAAGCUUACCUACAUUUCAAAGGUUAGCGAUGCUACUAAGCUAAGGCCAAAGGCAGAGUUCUGUUUUGUUAUGAAUGCAGGAAUGAGGAAGUACUUCCUACAAGCCAAUGAUCAGCAGGACCUAGUGGAAUGGGUAAAUGUGUUAAACAAAGCUAUAAAAAUUACAGUACCAAAGCAGUCAGACUCACAGCCUAAUUCUGAUAACCUAAGUCGCCAUGGCGAAUGUGGGAAAAAGCAAGUGUCUUACAGAACUGAUAUUGUUGGUGGCGUACCCAUCAUUACUCCCACUCAGAAAGAAGAAGUAAAUGAAUGUGGUGAAAGUAUUGACAGAAAUAAUCUGAAACGGUCACAAAGCCAUCUUCCUUACUUUACUCCUAAACCACCUCAAGAUAGUGCGGUUAUCAAAGCUGGAUAUUGUGUAAAACAAGGAGCAGUGAUGAAAAACUGGAAGAGAAGAUAUUUUCAGUUGGAUGAAAACACAAUAGGCUACUUCAAAUCUGAACUGGAAAAGGAACCUCUUCGCGUAAUACCACUUAAAGAGGUUCAUAAAGUCCAGGAAUGUAAGCAAAGCGACAUAAUGAUGAGGGACAACCUCUUUGAAAUUGUAACAACGUCUCGAACUUUCUAUGUGCAGGCUGAUAGCCCUGAAGAGAUGCACAGUUGGAUUAAAGCAGUCUCUGGCGCCAUUGUAGCACAGCGGGGUCCCGGCAGAUCUGCAUCUUCUAUGCGGCAGGCCAGAAGGCUGUCGAACCCUUGUAUACAGAGGUAUACAUCAAGAGCUGGUGAAUGCAGCACGUAUGUGGGCUCUCACGCAAACGUGCCUUCUUAGUGGAGGGCCCAGACUUACUACUUACAACUGAUCAUAGAAAGAGCAUCCCCCCGGUCCUUCAGAAUCCAAACAUGCUUUCCGUCCUACCAACGCAGCCGCCGCCACCUCACAUUCCACAGCCUCUCGCAGCAACUCUUUGGUCUCAACCUUUACCAUGGAGAAGCGAGGAUUUUACGAAUCUCUUGCCAAGGUCAAGCCAGGGAACUUCAAGGUCCAGACUGUCUCUCCAAGAGAACCAGCUUCCAAAGUGACUGAACAAGCUCUGUUAAGACCUCAAAGUAAAAAUGGCCCUCAGGAAAAAGAUUGUGACCUAGUAGACUUGGAUGAUGCGAGCCUUCCGGUCAGUGACGUGUGAGGCAGAAGCGCGUAAACCCUGCCUGCCUCUGCCAUCCUCAGUUUCCUUUCACGAGGCUUCUAGCCAAAGAUGAUAAAGGGGGAAAUGGUUUUUAGUGCGUAUAUUAUACUGCCUCUUAGGUGUACUCUUUAUAAGCUGGUAAACCAAGAAUCUAAGGAGUGGCCAAACUAAAUAUAAUUUCUUUAAAAAAGAAAGAAAAAGGAAAAACCCAAAAUAUCUCAGUAUCAUCUGUCUGAAGCAUUGUGUGUUCUCAUUUGGGUGGUAACAAUGUAUGUGUAAUAUUUUUUUCUUAGUGAUUUUGACAGUUUAAAUGUUUAACAAUUUAAAACAUUAAAAAUGCUUAUUAAUAACUUUGGUCAUUUAAAAAAUGCUAUAAUGGCUUCCUAUGAAAGGUUCAAUAUUUACACAUUCUUAUUGGUCGAUAUUACCACAUGAAAUACUGCCAGACCAAGAUACCUAAACUCAUGAUGUCUGUGGUGCUGUAAAAUUUAUACUAAAAUGUGGACUAUUUUGAAAUUAUAACCAUUUUUGAUGCCCUGAAUCUUGAGGUGACUUAUUUUGCAUAGAGGAUAUUAAUAGACCAACAGUAAGGGUUGUGGGUUAUACCGGCAUAGAGAAAAGAAGAAAACUAGAAUUCAAACAACUGUGUCUUAGACAUUUGUUUGAAAAAGCUUCAUCAGGCCUUGGAGCAGUCACUGCUUUAUUCCACAAAAAUUAUUUGGUAGGAAAUUUUGGGGAGAUCUGAUUUUCUUAUCCAAGUUUUGUAAAUAGUUGUUAUUUCUAUAUUUGGAUUGGUGAAAGACCUCAAAUUUAUAUGUAAAGACAUAACUGCCCUUAGUCAUGAAAUUGUUGUGACCUCUACUUUUUGUCACUAAUAGCCUAUAUUCAAGUGCCUGUGUUUUUUCAUCUUGUUUAGGAAUGUUUUGAGAUUAAUGUGCUUAAAAGUCCUACGUGACUGAUUUUAAACAUUGAGAUAAAAUUAAUUUUCAGUAGAAUAGUUGAAUGUGUUAAAUAAGAUAGCAUUUUAUGUUAGAGAUGCCAGAAUGCUGGUAUUCUACUACCUGUGCAAUAUAUAUGUUUUAAAAAACAAAUUUGAGAAUACAUUUAAUCAUAGGGAUAUAGAUAUAAGCACCUCUCUAAAGAAUUUUUAGUUUCCAAUGUUGAAUUAUAGACCAGUUUGAGUAAGUACCGCUUUUUUUUUUUGGAGACGGACUCUUGCUCUGUUGCUCAGACUGGAGUGCAGUGGCGUGAUCUCAGCUCACUACAACCUCCACCUCCUGGGUUCAAACAGUUCUCCUGCCUCAGCUUCCCGAGUAGCUAGGAUUACAGGUGCAUGUGCCACCACACCUGGCUAAUUUUUGUAUUUUAGUAGAGAUGGGGUUUCACCAUGUUGGCCAGGCUGGUCUUGAACUCCUGACUUCAGGUGAUCCACCCAUCUCAGCCUCCCAGAAUGCUGGGAUUACAGGCGUGAGGCACCAUGCCUGGCCCAUAAGUACCGUUUUUGAGGUUCAGUCUUAAACAUUUGCUUUAAGAAAACAGUCUUGAAUUUCACAUGCUGCUAUUUUUAUAUUUUGCCAUUUUACAGUACUGUUUUGUUUUGAAUUCAUGCAUAUCAUUGAAAAUUUCUCGUUUUCAUUUUCUUAGAUGACUUCUUGUCUGAGACAGAGAAAAAUUUCCUGCUACAGCAUUGGGGUCCAGAGGUUAAGAUGUAUUAGAAUUAUACAGUAUCGGUUUAAAAAUCUGUAUGCAUAAAGAAUGCACCACUCAACUUUUUUAUUCAUAAGCUAAUAUUUUUUUAAAGUUAUACUAAGAUUUCUUCUCUUUUGCAGCUACAUUUGAAAGUGAUAGAAUAAAGAGAUUUUAAUGAGUUAUCACUUUUUCUGCUGAUAUAUUCAUUUUAAUGGCUUUUUUGAAAGUUUUUUUUUCGUGAACACACCCGAGAAAUCUUAAAUAGACACUUGGCAAUAUUUAAGAACCUAAUGCUGUUUAAUUUUGGUACAGCUUCCACAUUGCAUGUUCACUUUAGUAUUUGCAAUUUGAUGUAUUUCAUGGUGGCAAAAUAUUAGCUCUGUUUUGGGACAUUUUAAAAUAGAACUGUCCUUGUUCAAUAGCAUAGGAAAACGUUCUUGUGAUUGUCAGGGUCUCCUAAUAUUUAUCUCAAUUCUUUUAUAAGUCUAUGGAAAUUAUUUAAUUAUUUUAAAACGUACACACUUUUCUUGUAAAUAUGUCACAUCUGAGUUCAAAAAAAUUACUUUGAAUACCUUAAUAUUUGCUGCAUUUUUUUUCUGUAUAUAUAACAUGCCUUCUUUCAGAAUGGGAAUAUAUGUGUGCCUCCCAACAUUUACUGUUAAAGUCUGUUAUCUUUAUAUGUCAAACUGGUUGAACACUGUAAUGACUUGAGAAUAAACUGCACAGAGUUUAUUCUGA